Molecule: messenger RNA, 1026 nt
Organism: Penicillium antarcticum
Lineage: Eukaryota; Fungi; Ascomycota; Eurotiomycetes; Eurotiales; Aspergillaceae
Exons: 2
Coding region: 1-1026 (341 amino acids)
Biological process (GO): lipid metabolic process
Molecular function (GO): phosphoric diester hydrolase activity
Source: RefSeq, a predicted model, not a curated record
AUGGCUCCGAAACACCACGGACUGACGCGAGCCCUGCUCAGCACGAUCCUAUUCCUCCAGCCUGUGCUGUCAGUGCCAGGGAUAGGAACACUGCUACCACGAGCAUCGCCACCCUCGUCUAUAUCGACAUCUCUGUCUACAUCUAUAUCCACACCAACCCCAUCGGUAUCAAUGUCUAGCCUAGCCACGGCAACAACCUGCAACGGCCACGCCGAGUACUGCACAAGAUCCUACUCAAACAUAACCUUUGUCGGCUCCCACGACUCACCCUUUGUCGGACCCCUCCCCCAACAAAACCAAAACAUCGACGUAACAGCCCAGCUGGACAUGGGAAUCCGCUACCUCCAAGCCCAAACACACCAUUCAGUCUUCGACAAGAAUGUCCUGGAGCUAUGUCAUACAUCCUGUUUCCUCGAAGAUGCAGGAACACUCAAAGCAUUCCUCGAAACCGUGAAAAAGUGGCUAGACGCAAACCCAAACGAAAUCGUCACGCUCCUUCUCACAAACGGAGACUCGGUAGCGAUCAGUGAGUUCGGCGAUACUUUCUCUAGCAGCGGUAUCAACAGCUACACAUAUACCCCUUCCGCAAGCCCUCUAUCAUUAUCUGACUGGCCAACACUGGGCGAAAUGAUAUCCAGCGGCAAGAGACUAGUCGUGUUCCUCGACUACGGCGCAGACACAACCAAGGUAAACUAUAUCCUCGACGAAUUCACCUACUACUUCGAAACGCCCUACGACGUAACCGACGCGAAAUUCUCAAGCUGCAAAAUCGACCGUCCAUCUGAUGCCUCAGCUACAGGCCGGAUGUACAUCGUCAAUCACUUCCUAGAUGUCGAUAUUCUCGGAGUUUUGAUUCCGGAUCGUGAUAAGGCUGAUAGUACCAAUGCUGCUACUGGGGAGGGGAGUAUUGGUGCGCAGGCAAGUUUGUGUGAGGGGUUGUAUAAUCGGAAUCCGAAUGUGCUUUUGGCGGAUUUUGUUGAUAAGGGGGCUGUUAUUAGAGCGCAGGAUGCUUUAAAUGGAUUUUGA